Aspergillus bombycis is the source of this 2757-nucleotide messenger RNA. RefSeq lists its product as uncharacterized. The transcript has 3 exons. The record is from RefSeq and is a predicted model, not a curated record. The coding region runs from base 1 to 2757 and encodes 918 amino acids. Gene Ontology annotation, biological process: DNA replication initiation. Gene Ontology annotation, cellular component: DNA replication preinitiation complex. NCBI's taxonomy places the organism in Eukaryota, Fungi, Ascomycota, Eurotiomycetes, Eurotiales, Aspergillaceae.
AUGGCCUCGCGUGUUUCCUCCAGCGCUCUCGACCCUUUCUCAGCAAACCCCUUCCAAGAGGUCACCAACCCAACCUCCAAAAAGCGAAAGACAUGUCACCUCGAAAAUGACUGGACCAAACGGACCAUUAGCAUUCGGGCCCAUGCCGCAUCCUUAUCCGAUGAGCCAUACGUCCUAGAACCAAUUGCCAUAGUUCCGCGCUGUCGGUUGCCAUUUUCAUGGCUGGAUUUCUCCCCCGCUUCGCUGUGCGAGAUACAGUCCGGCAGUUUAUUCAUUGCGGAUAUCCCCGUGUUGGAGAAUGAUCUGCGAACGGGGCCCGUCGUUCUGGCUGUACGACUAGCGUCUGAUGGUGGGCUUUACGUCGUCGAGCGAGUUAAAAAAGGGAUCUAUGCGCUCUCGAAGAUAGCUCGUGGUGUCGAAGAAGGGGACAUCGUUGUUGCUGUAAAAGGGUGGAAUUCGUCAGAGGUGGAACAGUUUCCUCGAUGCUUGUCUGCCAUUGAGGAGGGUGGUGACUGGUGGUUGAUGGCGCAAAUCGAUGACCCCGUCACGGAUCCUCACUUUUCUACCAAGCGGACCAAGUUUGAUGUUUCUGUUGUUUUCGGCGCUAUGGCUCACGAUGUACGCCUGCAAGAUGUGUCGCCAGUAGAUUCAGGUGAGAGUCGAGGUCAAUCUGUGGCACCUCAAGUACAUUUGGAAAGGGAUGUGAGCUCUGAUGUUAUCAUGCCUACCGCGGUGGAUUCUCAAGAGCAUUGUGGUGAUGGCGUCGGAACAGAGUUUAUAAGUGUUGAGUCUCUUCAAUCGCCACAGGAACUGCUGGAUCAUCUGAGGGAGCAAUAUCUGCAAGCCCUCUAUAUCUCGAAGACUUCUGUGGCAUACUUUGCUAAAGGUCCGUUGGCGCGUUGCCGUACGGCCUUUCAAUCGUCUGAGUUGGGGUCUGCUCAGCCCUCGGAGCUCAUUGAGUUUUAUCGGGAAGCUGUUCUUACGGCUAAGAAAAUGGAUCUCAAGUACCGGGAGACAUUGCCUUCGACUCUGAAAGACGUUGUACUCAGUAUUUCAGACGAUGAGUCGACGGUCAAAAAGAAGAAAAAGAUUAAGAAGAAGCUUGGAAAAAAUGGGCUUUACCCUACGGAGGAACGGUUUAUUCGGACGUGGUGGAAAGCUCGAGCGCUUGCAGACCAAGGAGUAUCAACCGAGACAUCGCGGGACGCGGAGCUGAAGAAGCAUGUUGCUGAUCUCCGACUACGAGAAACCCAGCUUCAGAUCCUUCUCAUUCUCGAGACGAUGGCGUUGGAAGCCACUAUGGCUGAUGAAGCAAAGUCUACUGAGGAAGGUGUCGGGCCCGACAAGAUGAAAGUGUCAAAGUCUAAGAAACUACAAGAUUUGCAAGUGAUGCUUGAACUGCACAUUGAUCGGCUGUGCAUUUGGCAUGCCGUUAGCUUCGACGAUGUUGCAGUCUCUGAUCCAAAUAAAGUCUAUGGCGAUCACGAGUCGGGGGGCAAGAAGGUCGAAAGUGAUGCCGUUCGAGACUUUUGCACCGAGGUCAUCAUACCCUUUUAUGCUUCACGCCUACCAGAUAAAUGCAAGUCGAUCACCAGGAAACUCGGGGUCCCCAGUGUGCUAUCGCCUUUCCCUAAGAAACCUCAGCCGAAGAAUGUGCCCCGAGCAGAACCUGGGGCGGCUGUUGAACGGCAACCAUCGCAAAAGCACCCUCGUCGUACAUUGCAACGCGUGUUAACGGAUGAGCAAGCUGCCUCUCAAGGACGUCGACAAUCGCUGAGUCGCUUCAAUACCAUGCCAUCACAGUCUGAGCGGGAGUCGAUGGAACCUCUGUUGCCUUCCUUGAGCGCUAAUGUACGAGGUGGUAUUCAGAAGGCCAAACGGGUUGACAAUCGUGAAGUCGACCUGAACGCUGUGGCCCGGCAGCACGAGACCAAACUGAGGAAGAUGCAGAUGCUCAUGGAUCAGAAGAAGGAGCUCGACGCCGCGAUCCAUGCCCUUCGGAAACCGAACAGGGAGCUUGUCGCCAAGGACAUUGCCGAAGAUGCUGAAAAGAGACGCACCGGUGGUAGCGCUAGGAAACCGAAGAAUCCUGUCCGCAACCCAUUCGGAGAAGGAGUACAGGUUGCUGCUACGCCAAAGGGCAGUCGAAAGAGGGACGCCAUCAUUGGUAUGCCUCCUCUGCCCCGAGGCAUGCCGAUGCAUUCAUCUACCCAACCCAAGGCAUCCUCAUUCUUUGGAGGUGACGGAUCACCUGUGGUCCCUGCUUCUACCACGCGACCCAACCCAUUUUCUAUCACUUCCAGCUCCAGAGACACGAACGCGAUCCAGGAGACCCCAACACGACGGCCAACUCAGCCGUUAGGACCAUUUGAUGGAGCAGGAGCAGGCGUGGCCGAAUCACCCCUUUCCUCCGGAAAUCUCUUCCGCGUACCUCGGCGCCCGGUGCCCCGGUCGGCCGAUAUGGCACCGACAACCCCCGUCGCAUCGCGGCGCACCAAGUCUCGUCCAGACAUGGUCACCGAACCGACCAAUUCGCUCGUGAUGGAAACUCCACCGAGACAGAGCCUACCAGUACCACUUAUCCAAACCGACGGGCCAGCAGAGGUAGCCGCAGACACGCCAGCGAAGGUGCUCGGAACACCAGUGAAGGGCUCUGCCAGAUUAUCCGUGCCGACAACCACAGCGGUGCCGGUGACACCCGAGAAAUCAAUCUAUGCGCACUUGGGAUGGGACGAUGAUGACGAUCUUGGUUUGUAA